AAGCGCGUUAAUUUACGAAGUACCGACGCUUUACUAUUGCAGAUCUUAAAUUAAGCGCUAUCAUAACACAACAUAUAAUUCAUUUUUCCGCCAGAUUAUUACUGGAAAAACAAGUAUCUCUCUUCUACUUUUUUUCGUUUUCCCUCUCAUUCAAUUUUGUUUUGCAACCCUCCAAAACCCCUAAAACAUAAAAUCUAAAUCAUAUACUCUAACCUUAGAGCAGAGCCCUAAAACUCAAAUAUUUUCUCCAUCUUUCACGACAACCCUAUCUCUCGUACAGAUUCAGUUCUAUCUCUCACGAUGGGAAUUGAAAAACUAAGACCAAAAGUCACGGGAGUUUGACUGGAAUCGACCUCACGAUUCAUCCCUCUCACUCUCUCGGCCAAAGCUAAGACGUCUGUCCUCCAUAAGACGAUUCAACCCUCCUCUCCUCGACUUCUGCUUUUUAUUUCUGAUAUUUGUUUCCAGAGCAGCCCAAGUGUGAAGCGUUAAUAAGUUAAUCUUUGUGGAGACUUUCCUUCCCAAGAUGGGGAUCACUGUCACUGUGAUUGUUCCUGCUGAUAUCGCUGGUCUUGAAGCUGCUGUGAAUAAGUACCAAGUCAGUCCUCGUAGGAGAUCUCCUGAUGGAUUCCGCUAUUGAGAUUACUUCUGAUAGUAGUAGUAGUAGUGGUAGUGAUGACGAGGUAUCCGAGCCCACUAGAACCAGGAGCAAGACCCUUUGGCUCUAUGGUAGCAGAAGCUUCCCUCAAGGGUUCCUCUGAAGUUCAUACUCAAGCGUCUGUUAGUAAUGCCCCAUCUCAGCCAAGAGACUCUACAAAACUUACAGUGCGUGAGAAUAAUGUUUCUGGUGUGGAUAAUGAGAAGCUCCCUGCUCAACAAGCUCAGAAACGAACCAUUCCACCUUCUUUUAAUCCACCUCCUGCUCCUUCAAGAAGUGCUAACAGUAUAGGUCAUGCCAACAAGGCGGAUAAUACAAUUCCAGCUACUCGCGGUAGUGCACCGAGUUAUUUGCUAAGAGACACUACAACAUUUACAAGGAAUGUCGAGUAUGUUGUAAGCUCUAAUGUCUCUGGUGUGGAUGAUAAGAAGCUUCCUGCUCAACAAGCUAAUACAUCAAAAAGUGCUAACAGUGUUAGUCAUGGAAACGUGGGGGAUUAUAGUAGUCCAGCUGUAGGUAACAAGAAUACUUUUGGUGAUGGUUACUACCGUGGAGCUCAUGCUGAGAGUGAUUGUUCUAAUAAGAAGCACUAAAGGAUAGCUUGAUGGUGGUGAAGAGAAGAGGUUGAUGCUUUUAGUUCAUGUUUUCAUGUAUAGACUUUUAGUUCAUGUUUUCAUGUAUUGACUUUGUGGGUUUUAAAUUUUUAAUGGAAAACUAUAUGAUUGUUCGAUAA
Raphanus sativus (radish) is the source of this 1391-nucleotide messenger RNA. RefSeq names its product helicase-like transcription factor CHR27. Bases 676 to 1251 code for a protein of 191 amino acids. NCBI's taxonomy places the organism in Eukaryota, Viridiplantae, Streptophyta, Magnoliopsida, Brassicales, Brassicaceae. The record is from RefSeq and is a predicted model, not a curated record. The transcript is spliced from 3 exons.